AUGGCAGCCUCCUCCUUGUGGAAUCAUCCUGCCGGCCCCAAAACCAUUCACUUCUGGGCCCCAACCUUCAAAUGGGGUUUAACAAUAGCAAACGUUGCAGAUUUUAGUAAGCCACAUGAAAGCAUCUCAUAUCCUCAACAAAUAGCUCUUGCUGCUUCUGGACUCAUAUGGGCUCGUUACAGUACUAUAGUUACCCCGAAAAAUUGGAACUUAUUCGGUGUGAGCUUGGGAAUGUCAGCCACAGGGAUUUGUCAACUUGCCCGCAAGUCUUGGCACGACUUCUACUCUGAGAAGAAUACAACUAAAGCAGAGGAGUAAUGUCACUUGCCAAAUAAUAUAGUUCACCGUUCAAAUUACAUUAAUGAGUGCACCUUUAUUUUGCAAUUGCAUGCAUGGAUAUACACACUUAAUACUUACUCUAUGUUUCUUCAGUAAUAAUAAAGGCUAUUUUUCUGUUAAA
Salvia hispanica is the source of this 460-nucleotide messenger RNA. RefSeq names its product mitochondrial pyruvate carrier 3-like. Lineage: Eukaryota; Viridiplantae; Streptophyta; Magnoliopsida; Lamiales; Lamiaceae. Gene Ontology annotation, cellular component: mitochondrial inner membrane. The record is from RefSeq and is a predicted model, not a curated record. Gene Ontology annotation, biological process: pyruvate import into mitochondria.